This is a messenger RNA of Schistocerca nitens (vagrant locust), 4439 nucleotides long. RefSeq names its product peptidyl-alpha-hydroxyglycine alpha-amidating lyase 2-like. The transcript has 8 exons. Gene Ontology annotation, molecular function: catalytic activity; protein binding. Lineage: Eukaryota; Metazoa; Arthropoda; Insecta; Orthoptera; Acrididae. Gene Ontology annotation, biological process: peptide metabolic process. Bases 40 to 1155 code for a protein of 371 amino acids. Gene Ontology annotation, cellular component: membrane; extracellular region. The record is from RefSeq and is a predicted model, not a curated record.
GUGUGGAGCAGUCUCGAGCAGCGUCUAUCGAGCGACAAGAUGGCGCGCCCUGGGCUGUGGUUGGCGGUGGCGCUGUGCAUCUCUGUGCCGUGGCUGGGCGCCUGCGAGGACCGCAACCCGCGGGACCAGUUCUACGACGAGCUGGACCGCCUGCUGGGCAUGCGGCCGGCCAAGAGGGAGGCUCGGCGGCCCGUGGUGUCUGCGGGCUGGCCGCGCACGCUGGAGGGCCUGGGCGAGGUGAGCGGCGUGUCCGUGGACCCCCACGGAGACCCCGUCAUCCUGCACCGAGGGCCGCGACACUGGGACGCCGGGGCGUUCAACUCGACGACGCACUACCAGCGGCGGGCCGAGGGCCCCAUCGCGGUGGACACCGUCCUGACGCUGGACGCGCACACCGGCCAGCUCAAGCGCUCCUGGGGCGGCGGGCUGUUCUACCUGCCGCACGGCCUCACCGUCGACCCCAGGGGCCACGUCUGGGUCACCGACGUCGCCCUUCACCAGGCGCUCAAGUUCGCACCGGGCUCCCCGGAGCCGCUCAUAGAGGUUGGUACUCGGUUCGAGCCCGGCGUGGGACACUACCACCUGUGCCAGCCCACAGCCGUGGCGGUGGCACCGGAGCCCUCGGCUGAGGUCUUUAUCGCGGACGGCUACUGCAAUUCGCGCAUCGUGGUGAUCAACUCAAAGGGCCGAUAUCUUAACCAGCUGCCUCGCUUCGAUGUUUUCGCUUCUACUGGAAAUGAGUUCUUGUCGCUUCAGGUGCCGCACGGCUUGGCGCUGCUGCCCCACCGAGACCUGCUGUGCAUCGCGGACCGCGACAACAUGCGCGUCGUGUGCCCCAGGGCCGGGCUGGUGGGCCGCACGCCGCCCACGCCGCCUUCCACCAUCCAGGCGCCGGACAUGGGCCGCGUCUUCGCAGUCACCGAGACAGGUGGUCUGCUGUACGCAGUGAAUGGGCCGACCUCUCCGAGGAUACCUGUCCGGGGCUUCACCCUGGAUACGGACAACGAGUCCGUCGUCGACCGCUGGGGAGCAGAAGAGGGCCUAGAGACGCCGCACGCGCUGGCGGCGUGCCCCAACGGCAGCGCCCUCUACCUCAGCGAGCUGUCCCCGCCACGGGUCUGGAAGUUCGAGCUGCGGCCGCUGCCGCACUUCUAGCUGGCAUCUGACCCGUCCCCGUGCCCGUCUCUGCCUCCCACCGCCCAACACCUCGACCCCUCAGCGGCCAGCUUAAAACUCCACCACUCUCGCAACUUCUCCUCACUCGACAGGCCGGCUACAACCGGACGUGACCAACUGCAACGCACAAAAUACCUGUAACGUUUCGGGAAAACACCGUCAACAGUAACUCUUUUCCUAAGAUUUCUUCCCUAUUAAUACACAAAAAUUCGGGUUUCUUAUAUGGCGUAUUGCUGACGAAAUUAUCUCUCGUUAUCAGUCGAAUAACACCGACAGCUCGAAGCAAAAUUUCGCCAUCUUUUCUACUAUUCAUCUUCAGGAGUGCUGUAAAUUUCGGCUGCAUAUGUCGGAUAGAUAACUUCUCGAACUGUUGCUUCAAGCUGACGGUGUUAUUUACUGGUAGACCAAAACUUCUCCCCAGUGAUCUGCUAAGAAUGCGUGCAUUCUACUACGAUGUAGUCGUUAGCGGUUUGAUGUUAGAAUCCUGUAUCUUCUUUUGAUUACACAAAUUUUGGAAAAAACACACGUUGGAUGUAACAGCAGCAAAUAAUUGCCAUUUGACCGCGCAGUGCUUUGCUUUGAGAAUGAAACCACCCCAAAGUGAGCGAAAGCUUCUGUCGAAGUAACAUCAAACUUGAGUAAUCCUGCGAAAUGCGAUCGGAAAAUGACCUAGUUUUAGAGAACAAACUGGAAGUUUGUGUCUGUACUACUGGCUGUGACUUUCGACUGGGCGUCAAAGUCGCAAGAUAAAACACACGAUUUUAUAAUUUAUCGAUUCGACGCUUCACUGUAUACGGAAUCAUGUGUUACAGGGAGAACGAAGUAUUGUUUUUAAGAGGUAUGUAUUUGUCACAACACAUAUCUCCUAGAGCGUACACAAGAACAAAGUGAAUGCAAAAUUGGGGAAUAUCAACCAGGUUCCACACCACAUGGAUCUUGCCCAGAACAAAUUUUAGUUAUGAAACUAUUUCUGAGGUUACUAAAAAAUUUGCAGUAAGAAAGUAGUCUGUAUCUUCGUAGAUUUCAAAGAUAACUCAAUGGACUGUAAGUCUCUCCUCCAGAUUCUGAAGUAACAAGUUCUGGAACCCAAAACCACUGCAGUUAUUAGUGAAACACUAAACAGCACAAAAAUCUAAGGUGAAAUACAGAGCAGAAAUUUCGGAACAUCAUGAAGUUAAAAUUGGAGUGAGGCAGGGUCAUGGGCUCUCCCCAUUACUUUUCAACUAUGUCUUAGAAACAGUAGUCCAAGAGCGGAGAUAACUGAAAGUACAGCUUCAAAUUGACGAACCAAUCAAAUAAUGAAGAACCAGUAAUAGGACAGACUGCUUAGCUUUUGCUGAAGGUCUGGCGAUUCUGUGUCUGAAAUAACUCAAAAACCAAUACAAAUUCUUAAAGAAACAGCAGAUAGAGUAGGGGUCCAAACACCAUUUGAAAAAACAAAAGAUAUAUCUAGCAACUACCUGCGAUCCAAAAUUCUGUGUAUCAAAUAUAAGAAAAAAGAGAGAGUGUCUCUGCUCAAAUACUUAGACGAAACUAUCCAGGAAAUCGGUCUGAGAAAGAAUGGAAAUGAAAUUCUUUGUCACAAAAUGGAAACAGCUUUCAGACUUAAAAAAAAAAAGAAGUUUUUCGAAGUACAUCAAGCUGAGGCUCACAUCAUACCAGAUUGUUUAUAUGGGGAUGAAACACAAAGAGGGACACGAAAAAAGAGAGGACGAAAAGUAAUCAGGAAAAUAUUAGGAGCCCAUGACACCGAAGAAAGAACACAUUUUACACAAGUUUUUGACAGUAUUAACAGUUCAAAAUUGUACUAAAUUGGGCAUUUGUGUUAAGUUAAGGAAGUUAGUUGAGUUAACAAUGGGCACAAGACAAAAGUAAAAGUGAACAAGAAAAUGACCAAGAACUUUAAGAAUGGAUUGAAAUAGGAUGAUGGUGUAUCUGCAGUCCUUUUCAACUUAGCGCCACGUAGUCUGAUACAAAAAAUAUACAAGAGAGAGCAAUAGUGAUGAAAUUGUUUCAGAGAUGUGCUAUUGUGACAAUAGAUAUAAAAACCCUUAAAGAAUUGUACGGAAUAGUGGAAGCAGAAGGAGCAAAAAUUGAUUUUACGGUAAACGAAAACAAGACCAAAUACACGGUAAUGUCCAAUUCUAAGGCAAGAAGAACACCACAUGGUCUGAAGGCCUUUAAUGGUUGUUUUAAAGCUGCCAGCUGCUUCCAUUAUUUAGGUGUCCUCUUAACCAGCAAUAUGAGACAACGCAUUAGAGAAAGGAUAUAAAGAGACAGCCUAUUAUGCAAACUUACAGAUAUUCGAGGAUUUCUUAACUUCCAGCCGAGUUACGAAUAUACUAUUCCUUUAUGCGACCAGUUGUUAUAUAUGGAUCAGAAAUGUAGACGAUGAUAGAAGCAGAUAUGAACAACCUACGGGCAUGUGAAAGGAAAAUCCUGCGAGAGAUUUUUGGGCCCGUGAGAGAGGCAGAGGGUUGGAGAAUACCCUGCAAUCACGAAGUAUGAGAGCUUAUACAACAGAAAGAUAUAGUGAAAAUUGAUAAAACUCAAAGAAUAACCUGAUUAUGACAUAUGGAGAGGAUGACAGAUGAGAGAAUGCCGAAAUGAAUAAUGAAAGGCAGAUUGUAUUCCAGAAGAAGGAAGGACCAACCAAGAGCUAGAUGGCUGGACAGCGUGUUGGCUGACCUCAGUAAGGUGGAAAUUCGAGGAUGGAAGAGAAAAGCAGAAAACCUGUAUCGAGGAAGACUGUUGCGGAAGCCGAGACCCAUCAAGGGCUGUAGGGCUAAAGAAGAAGAAGAAGAAUUAGAAGAAGAAGAAGAAGAAGAAGAAUUAGAAGAAGAGGAAGAAGAAUUAGAAGAAGAGGAAGAAGAAGAAGAAUUAGAAGAAGAAGAAGAAGAAGAGGAAGUUGAAGAAACACGCAAACAAAGAGUAAAUAAAGACGUUAAAAAUAUUUAUUCGAGUACGAAAAAAAAACAAGUUAUAGGGGCAUAUUAAAGGACUGGAAGCCGAGACCCAUCAAGGGCUGUAGGGCUAAAGAAGAAGAAGAAGAAUUAGAAGAAGAAGAAGAAGAAGAAGAAGAAGAAUUAGAAGAUGAGGAAGAAGAUUAGAAGAAGAAGAGGAAGUUGAAGAAACACGCAAACAAAGAGUAAAUAAAGACAUUAAAAAAUAUUAAUUUGAGUACGAAAAAAAACAAGUUCUAGGGGCAUAUUAAAGGACUGGAAGCCGAGACCCAUCAAGGGCUGUAGGGCUAAAGAAGAAGA